AUGACUGCUAAAAUUCAUUCUGUCCAUAAAAUGCUAUUAAUGCUGUCUGAAUUUACAUGGCAAACUAAGGAUAUGGCGUUGAGAAAACAUAUUACAUAUACUUUAGCUGAUGCUAAGAAUACAAGAGCUGGAUCUAAAUUAGUUACACUUUUCAUUCAUAGUAAACUAGAUCAGUUGCAAUCACCUCAACGGUCUACAAAUGCAGCUAACGAAAAAUCUGACGCACAUCGUGCAAUGCCCAAACAAAAUUUAUUAGAAGAUGAAACGUCUCCAUACCGUGAAUCAGAUAUGCCACAAUCAUACCAAGAGUCUGCAAUUAAUAGUAAUGGAUCGUCUCCAUACUACGACUUUUUACUUAUUUACAAUAACGAUGAUAAAGAAAUUGCUGAUCCAAUAGUAUCCAAGCUCAAGAAGUUGAAAAUAAAAUGUGUUGGAGAUGGUGGCCCAGGUCAAAGCCUGUUGAUAGAUUCUGGCAAAGAUUUUAUAAAAGCCAAAAGGAUCGUUUUUUUUUUAACCAAAUCUCUGCUAGCAAAAAAUCAAUGGGUAAAGUUACUGGCAGAUCCACAUGCUUAUAAGUUGUUAUUCACAGAGGGGGACCCUUUAAUUGCGAUAUGGUAUGUCGGAAUCGAUGAGAUUCUGAGACGGAUUCCUUUUCUAGCAGGUAGAGUUGGAAUUUCCGGUCAUCAAGGGGCCAACUAUGUUGCAGAAAAGCUGAUUAAGAUAUCAAGAGACAACAAUGUGUAUGAUGUAGAUUUAGAAGCCAUGAAAUACUUAGAGAGCGAAGCAAAGAUUAUAUAUGAGGAUAUCUACGGGAUUUUAAGCCCUUCAAUUUCAAGUCCUCCAGUAUCUUCGAUCACUAUCAAUCAGUCGCCAGAAUUUCAUACUGAUGGCAAUAGCCAAACGGAGGGAAAUGUACCGGACGUUGAUCAAGAUAGUAAUUUUUGUGGCGAAAUGGUAAUUUAUAUAGCAGUAUUCGUAAGAUUGCAGCUACUUCAUUUAUUAACACAUUAA
Molecule: messenger RNA, 1011 nt
Organism: Trichoplax adhaerens
Lineage: Eukaryota; Metazoa; Placozoa; Uniplacotomia; Trichoplacea; Trichoplacidae
Exons: 8
Coding region: 1-1011 (336 amino acids)
Source: RefSeq, a predicted model, not a curated record